This is a messenger RNA of Chlorella variabilis, 1940 nucleotides long. RefSeq lists its product as hypothetical. The transcript is spliced from 14 exons. Lineage: Eukaryota; Viridiplantae; Chlorophyta; Trebouxiophyceae; Chlorellales; Chlorellaceae. Gene Ontology annotation, molecular function: protein kinase activity; protein binding; ATP binding. The record is from RefSeq and is a predicted model, not a curated record. Gene Ontology annotation, biological process: protein phosphorylation. Bases 276 to 1781 code for a protein of 501 amino acids.
AUUUGUGUUUUCUGCGUCUCUGUUCUCGCGUGCCACGCUGUUGAUGACGACAGCGUACACUGCUGCAACAAGGUGGUGUGCACUCAUGAGUGCAUUAUUGUGACACUUUUGUUGGCACACCAGCCCUAAAGAGCAGUGACACGGUGGGUUUGCCCAGAAGAGGCCACUGCACCUGAGGUCCGUGGUGCAAGGUGCUUGCAAUUUGGCGGCGCCAAGUAACAGUCUUGCACCAGGGCGUUGCGUUGUGUGGGUAACCCAGAGAGGCGGGGGAGCAGAUGGCGCUCGAGCCUGCGGGGGACAGCCUUCUGGACUUGAGUGUGCAGGGGACGCAAGACAACUUGGGAAUUAGGCCCUACGCACAGAACGGAGACCCACAGGAGAGCGGGGACGACACGAAUCACAGCAAGAGGCGUUACGCCGAAGCGCAGCAGAGCAUCCACGGGGACACGGCUGCACGGCGACGAGCCAUCACCGAGCUGCUGUUCUUUGCCAGCGUGGGCGACAUACGGCGCUGCCAGCGCAUAGUGCGGAUUUGGAACCUGCAGGUCUCUGACCCAACUUGUUGCGAUUAUGACAAGCGCACGCCACUGCACCUGGCAGCCAGUGAGGGCGCGUACCAGGUCACUGAAUGGCUGCUGGCGCAGCGGGUGGAUAUCAACUCCCUGGACCGCUUCAAGCGCACGUCGCUGGAGGAUGCCGUGCGCGGUGAGUUUCGAGAGGUGGCCAAGCUGCUGACCGACAAUGGUGGCAAGGUUUUCGAGGAUGGCGGCCUGGUGGAGCUCAAGGACAGCAAGCUGGCGGGGGUGUUUGGCUACGUCCCGCAACAGAUGUUUGACUUCGACCCCGAGUGGGAGAUUGACCCUGACUCGCUGGAGAUCAUGGAGAAGCUGGGAGAGGGCGAGUUUGGUGUGGUGCACAAGGCCAAGUGGUAUGGCACGUUGGUGGCAGCCAAAAUUUUAAAGGGCUCCAAUGAAAUCGCGCUGGGUGACUUCCGUGGAGAGAUCGAGAUUCUGCGGCGCGUGCACCACCCUAAUGCCGUGCAGUUCCUGGGCGCCUGCACCAAGAAGGAGCCCUUCAUCCUGGUCACGGAGCUCAUGAGCGGCGGCUCGCUGGCAGAUGCCUUUCGGCGCCCACAGGUCUUCCCCAUCAGGCGGGCGGUGGAAAUCGCGCUGGAUGCGGCACGCGGCCUGGCGUACCUGCACCACAGGAAGCCCAACCCCAUCAUCCAUCGAGAUUUGAAGCCGGGCAACCUGAUGCUCAGCGGCGGACAGUACCAGGACCAGAUGCAAAUUGUGUUUGACACGGGCAUGGUGAAGCUGGCCGAUUUUGGUCUAUCCAAGACGCUGCCCAUCAACAAGCAUGCAGAAUAUGGCUACCUGGACUCCAAGUUUAGGCUUACCGGCGAAACGGGCUCCUACCGGUACAUGGCACCCGAGGUGUUCCGGCACGAGCCCUACAACAGCCGUGUGGAUGUGUACUCCUUUUCCAUGAUUGUCUAUCAGCUGUUCGAGUUUCAGCCGCCAUUUGCGGGGAUGGACCCAGUGGAGGCGGCGCGGCAAGCGGCGCUGUAUGAGCGGCGGCCAGAGUUUGUGGCGCUCAUGCAGCCGCAUGUAAUGAAGAAGGAGGUGCGGGAGCUGAUCGCGCGGUGCUGGAGCCCCAACCCUGAGGACCGACCUGCUUUUGCCACACUUAUGAAGGAGCUGGAGGACAUUUUGGCCAAGUUGCCACGUACUGUCAUGGUUCGGCAACCAGAAGAGAGCGGCUGCUGCACUGUGUCGUGAAGCCUCACUUUAUGAUCCGCUGCGCUGUAUUGAGCCUGGCAGCCACCGGUAAAGUGCACACGUCCUUUACAAACCCUCUGACUCACUGCUGAUAUGCACGCAGCUUGUUGGCAAAUGGCCUUUUUGACUGCACCGAUUUUUAUGAAACCAUCACAUCUU